AAUAAUUAAUGAACAUAUCACUCACUAUGCAAUGUUGUAGUACAAUCUGGAUUUUCUCCUGAAACAGAGUGUGAUUUUUGUGAUUUUUGGUGGUGUCGUUUCAAAGAUAUAGGGGAGGCAAAUCCGAAUAUCGAAUACAAAACCAACUUUACCACGCUACAGUGGGCUCCCUAGCAAUACUGCCCCAGAGCCCUUCUCACGCGACGAAUUCUCACGCGAUUCCAGCUGGCGCGCAUAUAAAAGGCUGGAAUCACCUUGCAAUCGCCUAGUAAAGCCAUCAACCGAGCAAUCACAAAACGUCAGUCGCGCGAGUAGUUCUCACGCGAUUACUACCGGCACGCGAUAUAAAAAGGCAGGAGUCGGCAAUCACCUAGUUAACAACAGAACGUCACUGCACGCACCAUGGCUGCAGAGAGGAACGUGCUCAUUGUGUACGCUCACCAGAGCAACGGAUCAUUUAACGCUGCCGCAAGAGAUGCAGCUAUGGAGGUGCUGCAGAGUCAGGGCUGCCGGGUGACGGUGUCCGACCUGUACGCCAUGGGCUUCAGGGCUUGUGCCACCGCAGACGACAUCAUUGGGGAGCUCAAAAAUCCAGACAACUUCCAUUAUGGUGAAGAAACCGUGCAGGCCUGGAAGGAAGGCCGUCUGACCGAUGACAUCAAGGCAGAGCAUCAGAAAGUGCGGGAGGCCCAGCUCAUCAUCUUCCAGUUCCCCAUGUACUGGUUCAGCGUGCCUGCAAUCCUGAAGGGCUGGAUAGACCGAGUUCUGACUCAGGGCUUUGCCUUCUCGCUGCAGAACAUGUACAGCAAUGGAAACUUCAAGGAUAAAAAAGUGAUUUUAUCUUUUACCACCGGAUCCACGGAGGGCAUGUUUCUUCCAGAUGGAGUCCAUGGAGACAUUAAUGUGGUACUGUGGCCCUUGCAGAGUGGGACUCUAUACUUCUGUGGCUUCCAAGUGCUACCGCCUCAGAUCUUCUGGGCCCCAGGCCACAGUCCUCCUGAGACACAGAAGGCCAUGCUGGUGGCGUGGCGGAAACGACUGGCGACACUGUGGGAGGAGACACCCCUGAGCUUUACUCCUACCAACUUGUUCGACAUGAGCUUCAGCGGGGGCUUCCGGCUCCUCCCUCAGGUGAAGGAGCAGCGCCAGGAAGAGCCCUACGGCCUUUCCACAGGGCACCACCUGGGCAAGCCCAUCCCCCCCAACAACCAGACCAAGGCCUCACCCCCUCAUGACUAAGCAGACAUAGGUGCACCGCUCACUGCCACUUUCAUACCCUAACCGUUAAUGGCAAUCUCCCUCAUUUUUUUAAUAUAUAUAUAUAUAUAUUGCACGUUUCAUUUUUGAAAGAAUGCUAUGAAAGCAUGGAAGAGAUUCUCAUGUAUCAGUCACUGAUUGAUUUUACCAACUUACUGCAGAUUAUUAGGUCACUAAUGACCUUCAUUCCUAACCCCCUGUGCAUCAAAAAUAAAGCAUGAUAUAUUCUA
Molecule: messenger RNA, 1487 nt
Organism: Paramormyrops kingsleyae
Lineage: Eukaryota; Metazoa; Chordata; Actinopteri; Osteoglossiformes; Mormyridae
Gene: nqo1
Product: NAD(P)H dehydrogenase, quinone 1
Cellular component (GO): cytosol
Molecular function (GO): NAD(P)H dehydrogenase (quinone) activity
Source: RefSeq, a predicted model, not a curated record